AUGUCCGCAACUAUCUACUUGGACAAGCAACAUGCAUAUUUUACCAACCUCGAUUCCCUGACGGGGAAGGUCGUACUUGUUCUGCACUCUGAGGCUUCGAUAUCGGGGAUUCAGGUGAAGCUAGAAGGGGAGAGUCGUACACGUCUUCCAGAUAAUUCAGAAAGAAAGCGGACGGAAGCCGAAAUUCAUAAGAUAUUGUACAAAGUGGUCAACGUCUUUCCCACCCCUGAUCUCUGCCAGACCGGUCCCGGACCUUCGUCGUGGACAUUCGCAUCUGGGACAUACGAGUAUCCGUUUCAAUUCAAAAUUCCGUUCAACAAUGCCUGCAACCCUCAUAACAGCAUGCUCACCAACUUGACAAUAACCGGAUUGAAGGUGGAAAUGGCUCGUGAUUCGAACCAACAUGUCAAGAAAGCCCUUCCUCCAUCAUUGGCCGGCUUCGCAGGCGAAGCAGAAAUCAGGUAUUAUGUCAAGGCGACAGUGAUUCGGCCGCAGUUCUAUAAAGAAAACAUUCGGGCUUUUGUCCCCAUCAACUUCCUCCCAAUUGAGCCACCGAGAACUGGCAAUCCAAGUGAAGAGAUGUAUGCAAGACGCCAGCAUCAGUUUUCCAAUAAGCAGGCGAGGCCACAGAAGAAGAGGAGCUUAUUCCAGAAACAUUCGGUCCCUUCAUUCCCAGAUGUUGAGGAACCUCCUGCCUUGUCCGUGGAUACGAGGUUACCAAAUCCACCCAUCCUGACUUGCAAUGAACCCAUUCCUUUGCGCAUCUUAGUCAAAAGGCUGAAUGAUACUCCAGAAACUGUUUUCUUACAAAUGCUGCAGAUCGAGUUAAUUGCGUACACUCAUAUUCGCGCCCACGAUCUCCGGCGGACACAAGCGGGGAGUUGGGUCAUCGUGAGCACCAGCAACAUGUCAAUGCCUCUGGGAAGCCCGUCUGAUCCUGCUGGCACUGAAUGGACAAUACAGCCUGGAAUCUGGGACCGCAUACCUUUACCGAAUACAGUCGCGCCGUGUUUCGAGACCUGCAACAUCUCAAGAACCUAUGAACUGGAGGUGCGAAUUGGAUUCACACAUGGUAGCCAUGGAGUUAUGAGGCCUCAGCUUAUUGUGCUACCAUUGAGAAUGGCGGUCAAAGUAUACUCUGGAAUCGCCCCGCCACAGGCUCUCUUGGAUGCAGUUGCUGCCUCUGCACAACACAAAGUCAAACCUAGCCUUCCCCAUCAUCCCAGCCGGGCUUCUGAUGACGAGGACAAACGCCCGCCGAUGCCUCCACGACCGGCUGCACCGCCGGUGCCUAAUGCUUCCGAUGAUGGUUAUGAUGAUGCUCCUCCAAGUUAUGAAGAUGCUAUGGCUGAGUCCUUGAGUCCCGUGGAUGGUCCACGCCGAGAGUAUAACCCACCAGCUGCCUCUUCUGCACGAAGGCCACCUGAAACUGGAGCUGAUUCGAAGUCCCUAGUGGAUUUACACAAUGAUCAUGUGCUGCGGACAGCUUAUGGGAAUAUCUCGGCAGCAUCCUCAACGGAAACUGUUAAUAUACUUUCCUCCUCUCCUGAGAGCCACUUGGAUUCACCGCCGCUGUCCGCAACUGAGCGCCCCUUGAGCACGACCAAGUUUCCCGUGAAUCCUCCGGAUAAUAAUCCACCACAAUAUCAAGCAAUAUCGGAAAACACAACAAGUGCCUAUCAGCAGACCACUGGGCGCCAACAGUCUGCGCCUGAGUCUCGCCCCAUUAACCUAGGGGUUCCAAACAGGAAGCCCGUACCGCAAAGUCCGAACAGGAGAUUUUCCUAG
Monascus purpureus is the source of this 1788-nucleotide messenger RNA. NCBI's taxonomy places the organism in Eukaryota, Fungi, Ascomycota, Eurotiomycetes, Eurotiales, Aspergillaceae. The record is from the annotation of a GenBank genome assembly.